GAAGCUUUGGAAAGAGUCGAUGGCGGUUCCACCGAAUAAACAUGCACUGAAAUCGUGAAAAAGUAACUCCCAAAAAUUCAGCAAUUCCAAUUUCCAUGUCAUUGAACGCUUUCAAGGAGGCGCUCAAGCCCUGCAAAUCCACUGUAACGCCGUCCCAAUCAUCUCCAUCUUCUUCGCGAAUUUCUCUAGGUUUUGACCCCUCAAUUCCACUAAGAAAGCCCCCCAAAUCCUCGCUGUCCCGCCAACUUCUCCGCCUCCACGAUGCUGCCGAUUUCUCGCCGCCAAACGAACUCAAAAUAUCGAAACCGGAGCCCAAUUCGAGCGCCGGAAGCAGAAAUGAUAAAUGCGAGGAGGAGGAGAAAGAGGCGGAAAUUCGACCUAGAGCUAUAAAGUUGGAGUCUUCUCGUUCGUUUGAUCACACCGGACCUUAUGAGCCGCUUCUUCUGUCGCUGCCCGGUGAAAUUCCCGUUGUGCAGGUACCGGCGUCGAUUAAUAGUCGACUUUUGGAACAUCAGAGAGUAGGGGUGAAGUUUUUGUAUAACUUGUACAAGAACAACCAUGGAGGAAUUCUUGGAGAUGAUAUGGGAUUGGGGAAGACCAUUCAGACAAUUGCUUUCUUGGCUGCUGUGUUUGGGAAGGGUUCGGAUGAAUCGGAUACUGUUUUAACAUCUCAUAAUGGAAAUCGAGUCGAGAAGAAGGGUCCGGUACUAAUCAUUUGCCCUAGUUCUGUCAUCCUUAAUUGGGAAAGUGAAUUUUCCAAAUGGUCCACAUUUAGUGUUGCUGUUUACCAUGGCGUGAAUCGGGAUUUAGUAAUUGACAAACUAAAAGCAGACGACGUUGAGAUUAUCAUUACCAGCUUCGACACGUAUAGAAUACAAGGAAGCAUUUUGUCAGAUAUCCAGUGGGAGAUUCUUAUUGUUGACGAGGCACACCGGCUUAAGAAUGAGAAGUCGAAACUGUAUACAGCGUGUAUGAAGAUUAAGACGCUGAAGCGCUAUGGUCUGACGGGAACUGUAAUGCAGAACAAGAUAAUGGAAUUGUUCAAUCUAUUUGACCUGGUGGUCCCCGGUGGCUUGGGAACACGGGAGCACUUUCGUGAAUUUUAUGAUGAGCCUCUCAAGCACGGCCAGAGAUCGAGUGCUCCACAACGGUUUGUUCAAAUUGCUGAUGAGCGGAAGCAGCAUUUAGUGUCGGUGCUGCAAAAGUAUAUGCUCAGAAGGACGAAAGAUGAAACCAUAGGGCAUCUCAUGAUGGGAAAGGAAGACAACAUCGUGUUUUGUGCGAUGAGUGAGUUGCAAAAACGGGUUUACCAGAGGAUACUGCGGCUACCCGACAUUCAGUGUCUCAUCAACAAGGACUUGCCAUGCAGUUGCGGCAGCCCUCUCAAGCAAGUCGAGUGUUGUCAAAGGACAGUUCCAAACGGUAUCAUUUGGCCCUAUCUUCAUAAGGAGAACCCUGAAGGUUGCGACUCAUGCCCUUUUUGCCUCGUUCUCCCUUGCCUGGUGAAGCUCCAGCAGAUAAGUAAUCAUCUGGAGCUCAUCAAGCCUAGCCCGAAGGAUGACCACGAUAAGCAAGCGAAGGAUGCGGAAUUCGCUUCCGCUGUAUUCAGCACCGACAUUGAUUUAGUAGGAGGCGGUGCCACCCAGAGUGGCAGCUUCAUGGGCCUCAGCGACGUUACGCACUGUGGAAAAAUGAGGGCUUUGGAGAAAUUAAUGCAUUCCUGGAUUUCGAUGGGUGACAAGAUUCUUCUCUUCAGUUAUUCAGUGAGGAUGCUGGAUAUACUUGAAAAGUUUAUAAUACGGAAAGGCUAUAGCUUUUCGAGACUAGAUGGCUCAACUCCAACUAGUUUACGGCAGUCUCUCGUGGAUGACUUUAACUCAAGUCCGAGUAAACAGGUGUUUCUCAUAUCCACUCGAGCCGGUGGGCUUGGGCUAAAUCUUGUAAGUGCAAAUCGGGUGGUUAUUUUCGACCCGAACUGGAAUCCUGCUCAAGACUUGCAGGCGCAAGAUCGAUCAUUCCGUUAUGGUCAGAAGCGGCAUGUGACUGUUUUCCGUCUACUCUCUGCCGGUUCUCUUGAGGAACUCGUCUACACUAGGCAGGUGUACAAGCAGCAGCUCUCGAAUAUUGCUGUUGCAGGGAAGAUGGAGAAGCGAUAUUUUGAAGGCGUGCAGGAUUCGAAGGAGUUUCAAGGCGAGCUGUUCGGUAUCUGCAAUCUGUUCCGAGAUCUUUCUGAUAAGCUUUUCACCAGCAACAUUGUGGGAGCCCAUGACAAGCAAGGGAUCUAUUUCGAUGAUCCUCCGCAAGAAACAGCUUCUACGUCGUCGUCUGUGGAAUCCGAAGCUAACAAGCCUACAGGUAGAAAAAGAACAAGAACGAGGGCAAACCCAACGCUCGAUGAUCUCGGUGCUGUAUAUGCUCAUCGCAAUGAAGACAUUGUCAACCUCGGAUCCCGGUUUCCGGUAAACGAAAAACAAAGCUCAUCUCCGUCUCCAAAGCGAGACGAAGAGCAGCCAUGCCCGCCUCCGAAGCAAGGCGGAGAAUCUGGUGCUGUAACAGAAGCAGAGGUGAAUUCUUCUCAAGUUUCUGAUGCACCCAAGAAAAGGAAAAUUGGCCAUUCUAGCAUUCUUGCAGUGUUAAUGGGCAUGGAUGAAGCAGAAUUAAACAAGAUAUUACUAGCUUAGAUUUAGUAAGUGUAAAGUGUUGUUGUAUCAUAGUUUGCCGCUGUAUAUAUAUAUAUAUAUAUAUAUAUAUGUAUGUAUUGAUGAAAUGAAACACGAACUAGUUAUUAAAAUUGGACAUGUUUGGCUAUUUGAGGAAUACAAUUGCUCAACUUUUGAGGAUUC
Messenger RNA from Salvia miltiorrhiza (redroot sage), 2843 nucleotides. Its product is annotated as switch 2-like. The transcript is spliced from 8 exons. The coding region runs from base 96 to 2681 and encodes 861 amino acids. NCBI's taxonomy places the organism in Eukaryota, Viridiplantae, Streptophyta, Magnoliopsida, Lamiales, Lamiaceae. The record is from RefSeq and is a predicted model, not a curated record. Gene Ontology annotation, molecular function: ATP-dependent chromatin remodeler activity; ATP binding.